This is a messenger RNA of Podarcis muralis (Common wall lizard), 4960 nucleotides long. It is a transcript of the gene CHST13, whose product is annotated as carbohydrate sulfotransferase 13. Gene Ontology annotation, cellular component: membrane. Gene Ontology annotation, molecular function: sulfotransferase activity. NCBI's taxonomy places the organism in Eukaryota, Metazoa, Chordata, Lepidosauria, Squamata, Lacertidae. Gene Ontology annotation, biological process: proteoglycan biosynthetic process; carbohydrate biosynthetic process. The record is from RefSeq and is a predicted model, not a curated record.
CAAGAAGUACUCUUCACAUGCUCAGAGGCGGCCCCGCUUUUCUUGACGAGCAUAUAAGAACCAACCCCAACUCAGGCGCGACCUGACACAGGUACGCGGCUUGGGAAAGGAAAGCCGCAGCUCGGCGCGCGCCUGGCGACUCCCCUUUCAGCCGGACGCAUCCACGGGGCAGGAAAGGGGGGAGCCGCCUUCCGCACGUCCCGAACAAGCCGCGCAACGAGCUUCCGCUCGCUUUACUCCGCCUGAUCCCCUCGACGAGAAGCGUCAGUAGCCGGGCGGGGAGGGAAAGGAAAGGUGUGGGAGGGCGGCGCGCCUCCUUUCGACGCCCUCGCCCGCUGUCUCUCUCCCCCCCCCCCCGCGCCACCGCGCCGCCUUAGUCCGGCCCUGCCCCGCGCCGAGGUUUCCCUUUGCCCUGAGGGACUGCGCUGUGCUGCUCUUGCUUCGCGCCGGGAAGGCAGAGCCGGCGGCCGGAGGAGCUGGGCGUCGGGAGGCGCCCGCAGCGACGCCGCCAGCGGCAGCGCGAAGCCCGGGCCAUGAGGAGCCGCCGUGACUCUCUAGCGACUCCGCGCGACUCCCUCGCCGCCGAGGCCCCGGGGGAUGCCCUCUAGGCGCGAGGAUGAGGCAGAGCAGGGGGCAGCGGAUGGUCCUGGCCACUUGCCUGGGCUCUCUGCUCCUCGUCGUCUUCUACUUCCAGAGCAGCUCCAACCCAGCUGCAGAGGACAGGAUUCUGAAGUCCAGUUGGCAUGGAAAGUCCGGUCGAAGUCCACUUCAGGCUCUUUACCACGGUGAUCAGUUUGAGCAGUCCUCCUUGCAGGCAACGCACCAGCGCAGGCGGGACCUGCUGAACAAGGUGUGCAACCGUUACACGCGCAAGCGGCGCCUCCUCACUCCUGACGACUUGCGCCACCUGGUGGUUGACGAUGUUCACGGGCUGCUGUACUGCUACGUCCCCAAGGUGGCUUGCACUAACUGGAAACGGGUCAUGAUGGUCUUGACCGGGCAGGGCAAGUACCAGGACCCGCUGGAAAUCCCAGCCAACGAGGCGCAUGUGGCUUCCAACCUGCACACUCUCUCUGAGUACAGCAUCCCCGAAAUCAACUACCGCCUGCGCAACUACCUCAAGUUCAUCUUUGUGCGGGAGCCUCUGGAGCGGCUGGUCUCUGCCUACCGCAACAAGUUCACCCGCAGCUACAACACGGCAUUCCACAAGCGCUACGGGACCAAGAUAAUCCGGCGGCAUCGCCAGGACCCCAGCGACGAGGCCCUGGAGCACGGCCAUGACGUGCGCUUCGAGGAGUUUGUGUACUACUUACUGGAUCCGCAGACUCAGCGCGAAGAGCCUUUCAAUGAGCACUGGGAGCGAGUGCACUCCCUCUGCCACCCCUGUAUCAUCCACUAUGACGUGGUAGGCAAGUACGAGACAUUGGCCAAGGACUCCAAUUACAUCCUGCGACUGGUUGGGGCUGACGCAGGCGUCAAGUUCCCCUCCUCCUCCAAGACCACCAGGACCAACGACGACAUGACGGCUAAGUUCUUCCAGAACAUCAGCCCCUUUUACCAAAGGAGGUUAUUUAAUUUAUACAAAAUGGAUUACUUGCUCUUCAACUACUCCAUCCCGACUUACUUGCGCACCCGAUGAGGUGGUGACCAAGCACCCGGGCCUCCCUUUGCCUUUCCUGAUUUCUGCUGUCAGCCAAUGAACAUAAGAUAAGAGAUAACCCUUCCUCUCUUGUUGUGAUGGUCAAUCCAUUCGGACUCCAGUUUGUCAAAACUGCAGCCACUGUUCCUGUCUCUUCCUUUCCCUUAUUUCAGUUAAAGAAAUCUACUGUUGUUUGAUUAUCCUUCCUCAGCCAAAGAGAAUUGUUUCCAGGAGAACACAGGAAUUGUGGCCUCUUUUUUUUUGGUAAGGAGAUUGGAGAAUCAACCUGGAGCAAUCAGAGAAGCAAUAAAACAUGAUAUGCAUUUUAUGUGUUGUUUAAUAUUCCCCCAAAGCCUUUCUCUCUCUCCUCGUAGAUUGAAGAAGCAGGGGGUGUGAGCCAAAAGUGUCUUAUUGUGAACAAUGUCUUUAGUGUGAACUAGAAUUUUUCUGUGAGACAAAGCCUUAUUUCAUGUCCCCUCCUCGCUCUUUCUCUCUCAACCAGUGUUGGAUAUGACUGAGCACUUACUGCACACAAAGCCCACCAAGUUAUACUCCCAAGCAAAUUCCAUUUAUAUGAAUAGACAUUGCACUGGGGCAGUGCUGCUUCAUAUAUUUUCCAUUGGAGUAGGGUGGGGUAUGCACACAUAUUCAUGCAUAUGAAUGGCCUGAACCAAAGCAGAAAUGAAUGCCUUUCUUCAAUCCUUAAAAAAAAAAGUCAACCUGCAGUCAUUGCAUGAAGGAAUUGCUGUGGCUUUCUUUAUGUGCAUCACUCAGGAGUAGCCAACGUGAUACCUUCUAUAUAUUGUGGAUGAUAACUCCCAUCAGCCCCAAUCAGCAUGGCCAACAGCCAAGGAUGAUGGGAGUUGCAGUCCAAAUCAUCUGACAGUCACCAGAUAGGCUACCCUUGGCCUAGCUCACCAUGGGCCUAACCAACUUAAGCUCUAGAAACAGGUUCUUUAAUCUGAAAAAUGGGUGGAGAUGGAGACAGAGUUGGGAACACCCUUGGUAUUAGAAGGCUAGCAAUGUUUCGUUUUACCAGUCUGAGGGGAAAUGUACCUUGAAUUAGAAUUGAGCUUUUUGAUCUGGUUCACACAACCCAGUAAGCCAAACUAUGGCUUAUGGGGGACUACAUGGGCAUCUGGGUUCCCAGAGAGCAGCUUGCCACUGCUUUGUUCUCCCACCCUCAGUCAUUUUUGCUCCUGUAUUGUGCUAAGCCAAGGUGCCUUCUGGACCAGAGCUUGUAGCUAAGUGAUGUCUCACUCACUAUGAGUUGUAACCAAGAGCAAGCCUUUGGUUUCUCAUAUUGUGUGAACCAGGCCUUUGUGCCCCACACCAUUUACUGUCCCACCAGGUCUGACUCCAUAGAAGGGAUCCUGCUCACCCCACAGACCUCUCUUGGCAAGUGGAGCAUGUAGAACAUGCCUUGUAGGACUAGUCAGUUUCCUGCCCUUGCAGGUAUCCAUCUUUCUCUCAUGCGAUUUCCAGAGGAGGGAGAUAAUGUCCCUGGGAAGAUGGCUGCCAUCUUUUCUCUAGGAAAGCCUGCAUCCUCUUUACCAAUCAUCAUUCUUAGGAGGGAAAGAAGUGUAUAUUUUUAGCAGUGGCCUUCACCUCAGAGCUAGCCACUCUCUAAGCCUGAAACAAAGGAGAGGAUGUAGGGCUGUAACUCUGAGGUGGGGCAGGCAGCAUUCUGUAUUUAGAUGCUGAGCUGUGGGCUUCUAAUUGCAGCUCCAGAAUAAAUGCAAUCCCUGUGUGCCCUGUAAAUUAGAGGUGUCUGGAAUGUUCAGAGCAAAAGCUGGACUUUUGGAAGUGGGAAAUAAAAACGCCCCUUCCCUUCCAAACCCCCGAACCAUGCUUUUAAAAAUGUUGCUUAUGGUUCUUCACAACCCUUUUGUUCCACCCUCUCUUGCUCCUUCAGUGCCAUUGUUUUCCUGCUUUCCCAGCCCCAAUAUGGGGAUCACAUAUUGACCCCUAUGAGGUCACAAUGCCAUAUAGCCAAUUGGAUUUUACUAAACAGUGACAUCAUGACACAUACUUGGAGUGGGAGCUGUGCUUCUUUUGCUGACCCUGAGAGAGGGCAGCUGCUUUCCCCUUUGUUUCCAGCCCUCCCAGGAAAUUCAAACAGAAGAGGAGUACUUUCCCUAAGGGAAACACUUUUACAAAAGGCACUUCCCCUUCAUGCCAACCUCACUACAUAUAUUUAUUUAUUGCCUUAUUAGGGUAAUGUCUCGACUGUUUCCCCCCAUAGAAUAGGCAUGGGCAACCUGUGUGCCUCCAGAUGUUGUUGGGACUCCCAUCAGCCCAAACCAGCACAGCCAAUAGUCAGGAAUAAUGGGAACUGUAGUCCAAUGAUAUCUGGAGGAUCACAGGUUUUCAUGCAUGGCCUAGGACAAAAGUGUAACAAAGUGUGUGUGUUUGUGUGUGUGUGUGUGUGUGUGUGUGUGUCUUCAUGUCUGUGUCCUUUAAUUGGAAGAGGGGAUUUCUCCUCCCAAGUGGUCCAUCUCUGCUUGGCACUUUCCUCAGCUCCUUCCUUUUUUCUCCUACCUCUGAUUCAUACUCCACACAUUCAAAAGCAUUUUUAAACCUCCCAACUCUUGUACAGAGAAAAUGAAAGGGCUGAAUGCUGAAACUUGGAGCCUCCCCUGCCUUGGGGGAUAUGAGGCUCCCUCAUUUGUGGUUUUGCAAGUUGUGCCUCAGCUGGGCCAAGGUGCCAUUCUGAGUGAAGGGAUGGUGGAUUUGGAAAGAGUUGGCGCCCUUAAAAUUCUCCUUAUCAGCUGGAUUUGGCUCAGGAAGAGUUUGGACAGAGAGCAGUGUUCAUUGAUUGGGGUGCCCUGCUCUGUACAAAUCCUACACCCAGGAAGAUUUGCCUUACAUUAAGAUUGGAUUAUAUUAAGACUGAAUGCACCGUUUGUCAUAGACUGGUUUGCAUAUUGAUCAUUGCUUCCCGCCCCCACCCCCACCCCGAAAAGCUGCCUUCGUUUCAUGGGCCAAGUCAAUCCUCCAGCAUAUCCAUUUUUAUUUUGCUGCAAAGCACUUUGAAAUCCCAAAGAACUUGAAUGCACUCUAGAAGUGGGAAGGUAGGAAACCUUAUUCAGUGAUGACAUGGGUUUUGGAGGGGAAGAACAUGUUUAGAGUGGUAGACAUAUUGUCUAGAUAUGGACGAGAGAGAGAGAGAGAGAGAGAGAGAGAGAGAGAGAGAGAGAGAAAUUUCACUUGUAAGCCAUGGUCAGUCUGCCUAGCUUUGGAGCAUUUGUACUUGAAGAGACAAUCAGUUCAGUGCAAAUGGACAGUUUUGCUUCAAUAAAGCAGCAUUUUUGUCUCUAC